CGGAGACGCCCACCUAUCUUUGCUGCAACGGUGGCCGAGGGCGGACAAGAGGCUUGCGAGGCGAGGGACGCUUCCACCCGGACGCCAGGCAGCUUUUGGUGUCCGACCCGGCUGUGCGGGGAUGUUGGCGGCGGCGCUGCUGGCUGUGGUGGACAGGAACCAGUGGCGGCGGGUCCCGAUCCUGCUGCUGCAGCCGAGGGAAUGGGCUUGGAAGCAGAGAACCAUGCAGUACGGAACAACCCCAGGAAGAAGCAUUGCCAAGGUCCUCAUUGCAAACAGAGGAGAAAUUGCUUGCAGGGUGAUACGAACAGCCAAAAGAAUGGGCAUACAGUCUGUGGCUGUUUACAGCGAGGCCGACAGGAAUUCCAUGCAUGUAGAUAUGGCAGAUGAAGCAUAUUCCAUCGGCCCUGCUCCAUCUCAGCAGAGCUACCUGGCAAUGGAGAAAAUCAUUCAAGUGGCCAAGAGCUCUGCAGCACAGGCCAUCCAUCCAGGAUAUGGCUUUCUUUCAGAAAACAUGGAAUUUGCUGAACUUUGUAAGCAAGAAGGGAUUAUUUUUAUAGGCCCUCCUUCAUCUGCAAUUAGAGAUAUGGGUAUAAAGAGCACAUCCAAGUCCAUCAUGGCUGCUGCUGGAGUCCCUGUCGUGGAAGGUUACCAUGGCGAGGACCAGUCUGACCAGUGCCUGAAAGAGCAUGCUGGGAAAAUCGGGUACCCUGUUAUGAUCAAAGCUGUCCGUGGUGGAGGAGGAAAAGGCAUGAGGAUCAUUAGAUCUGAAAAAGAAUUCCAAGAGCAGUUAGAAUCAGCUCGGAGAGAAGCUAAGAAGUCUUUCAACGAUGAUGCUAUGUUGAUCGAGAAGUUCGUGGACACCCCAAGGCACGUGGAAGUCCAGGUGUUUGGUGAUCACCAUGGCAAUGCAGUAUACUUGUUUGAAAGAGACUGUAGUGUGCAGAGGCGACAUCAGAAGAUCAUUGAAGAGGCCCCAGCGCCUGGUAUUAAUCCUGAAGUAAGAAGAAAGCUGGGGGAGGCCGCAGUCAGGGCUGCUCAGGCUGUCAAGUAUGUGGGAGCAGGAACUGUGGAAUUCAUCAUGGACUCAGAGCACAAUUUCUAUUUCAUGGAGAUGAACACAAGGCUGCAGGUAGAACAUCCCGUCACUGAAAUGAUCACCGGAACUGACUUGGUGGAGUGGCAGUUCAGGAUUGCAGCAGGAGAGAGGAUUCCCUUGAGCCAGGAAGAAAUUCCUCUGCAGGGCCACGCCUUUGAGGCUAGAAUAUAUGCAGAAGACCCUGACAAUAGCUUUAUGCCAGGGGCUGGACCACUGGUUCACCUCUCUACCCCUCAGGCAGACAUGUCUACGAGGAUUGAAACUGGAGUAAGGCAAGGAGAUGAAGUCUCCGUGCAUUAUGACCCCAUGAUCGCAAAGCUUGUCGUCUGGGCCGCAGAUCGCCCGUCAGCCCUGUCGAAACUGAGGUACAGCCUUCAUCAGUACAACAUUGUCGGCUUGCGCACCAAUGUGGACUUCCUGCUCCGGCUGUCUGGCCACCCAGAGUUCGAAGCUGGAAAUGUGCACACUGACUUCAUCCCUCAGCACCACAAGACACUCCUGCCCACCCACAGCGUCAUAGCCAAAGAGGCUGUAUGCCAGGCAGCUUUGGGGCUCAUCCUCCAAGAGAAAGAGAUGACCAGCGCUUUCAGACUUCACACACAAGAUCAAUUCUCUCCGUUUUCAUUCAGCAGUGGGAGAAGACUGAAUAUCUCUUACACCAGAAACAUGAUUCUGAGAAGUGGUAAAAAUGAUAUAGUCAUAGCUGUGACGUAUAACCAUGAUGGGUCAUAUGACAUGCAGAUUGAAAAUCAGACCUUCCGAGUCCUUGGUGACCUUUGCAGUGAGGGAGGCUGUACCUACCUGAAGUCUUCUGUUGACGGAGUAGCCAGUAAAUCCAAGUUCGUCAUCCUGGACAACACCAUCUACCUGUUUUCCAUGGAAGGAAGUAUUGAAAUUGGCAUUCCAGUACCCAAGUACUUGGCCUCAGCGAGCUCAGAAGGAACUCAGGGCGGUACCAUCGCUCCUAUGACUGGAACCAUUGAAAAGGUGUUUGUGAAAGCUGGAGACAGAGUAAAAGCUGGAGACUCUCUGAUGGUUAUGAUCGCCAUGAAGAUGGAGCAUACCAUAAAAGCUCCAAAGGACGGCAGGAUAAAAAAGGUGUUCUUCAGAGAAGGGGCCCAGGCCAACAGACAUGCACCUUUAGUGGAGUUUGAGGAGGAAUCUGACUAAUUCAAGUUGUAAUGAACUGUGUCCAUCAAAGAAAGCAGCUGCCCAGCAUCUUACCUACCUGGAUACAGCAAGUGCCUCUUGAAUUUCUAGAUCCCAGGAAGAGGAACUUUAUUAAAUAAAUGAUCAUGUGAUUGUAAAACCCUUUCAUACUUACAAAUUAUCUCAAAAGAUUUCAUAGAAAUAAAACUGAGUUUUUUGGUUGUUUU
Molecule: messenger RNA, 2475 nt
Organism: Peromyscus maniculatus bairdii (prairie deer mouse)
Lineage: Eukaryota; Metazoa; Chordata; Mammalia; Rodentia; Cricetidae
Gene: Mccc1
Product: methylcrotonyl-CoA carboxylase subunit 1
Cellular component (GO): mitochondrion
Molecular function (GO): metal ion binding; ATP binding; methylcrotonoyl-CoA carboxylase activity
Source: RefSeq, a predicted model, not a curated record